Fukomys damarensis (Damara mole-rat) is the source of this 2737-nucleotide messenger RNA. RefSeq names its product inositol polyphosphate-5-phosphatase F (gene Inpp5f). Bases 873 to 2534 code for a protein of 553 amino acids. The transcript is spliced from 7 exons. NCBI's taxonomy places the organism in Eukaryota, Metazoa, Chordata, Mammalia, Rodentia, Bathyergidae. The record is from RefSeq and is a predicted model, not a curated record.
UAAGUUGUCCGAAUGACUGCCUCGGCACCCUCUUAAAUUCUGUACCAGAGACUCUGCCUCACUGCCUCGCUGUAGGCCCAGCCGUGUCGAACAGCUCCUGCCAGGGGGGCGGACCAGGUCCUCAGCCCGGCUCUGGCGGGAUCUGUCCAGCGUGGCACGUGUGCUCUGCAAGCUUUUCUUUUCGCACAGCCGAGGCAGAGAUGUGGGCCAGGCCAGUCGGGCGUUCUGUGUCCUCUCCCACCUUUCCCCUAAUAGUCCCACGCCCUCCCCUUGUCCCAAAACAGUCUGACCUGGGUGACAGCGGGAAAGAGGAGCCUUAAGUUGAAAACAAACAGAGGAGUGGGGCGGAUCUGCCCUUUAGCAUCUUGACAAGACCAACUCUUUGUGCCAUCUCGGCUCAGCUUGUUCUCCAUCCCUCCUCUCAACUUCCCUUUUCUACCUGGUUUCUAGAUUGUCUAGGUGGGUGGUAGCUGCUGACAGUCAUAUGACGGUGCCCGGGAUACUCGAGACGGUGGUCCCCUUCCCACUGCAUCCCUCCGGUGACCGUGGGCACGGACCAUGAGAAAGGCGCAAAACAGCUCUCGUGGGACCCAGAACCGCGCACCUCUCCUCGGCGGGCCUGGGUCUGAGCCCUACCUGGAGGCUGCGAGAUGCCGGAUGGAGCGCGCCUGCGCACUGGCUGCCAGCCUGGACCGGAAGUGGGCGGGUGGAAGAUAAAUCUUUGUAGUGGGCGGUACUUGGUGCGGCCGCAGAGAGGUUGCAGCAUUUGGAGCUUUUGCUGCAGGCUCAAUAUCGGUACAGGCUGGUCUUGACAGCUGCGAGGGAUCGACAGACGGACAGACUGACGGUCGGACCGGACCAACAGAUAGACCAUGCCGCGCUCCCACAGGCCUCCACUACCUGCGCAGCGGGCUCCUGCCGCCAAUGCCCUUGAGCCCAAGUCUGAUGGUGUUGUGGCCAUGACUUUCAAGAUUUUUCUCCUUUUCGCAGGACUCAUGGUUAAACAACAAUUUUCAGAAUUCAGCCUCAUUGAUGCUACUCAUAAAGAUGUGGAUGUGCUGUUACUGCUUUCUAACUCUGCCUACUACGUGGCCUAUUAUGAUGAUGAAGUGGAUAAAGUAAACCAAUAUCAGCGACUAAGUCUAGAAAACCUGGAAAAAAUAGAAAUAGGUCCAGAACCCACUCUUUUCGGUAAGCCAAAGUUUUCCUGCAUGCGACUGCACUACAGAUAUAAAGAAACAAGUGGUUAUUUCCACACACUGAGAGCUGUGCCACGUAAUCCAGAAGAAGAUGGAAAAGACACCCUUCAGUGCAUUGCAGAGAUGUUGCAGAUCACUAAGCAAGCUGUGGGACUAGACGUGCCCAUAAUCGAGAGAAAACUCGAGAGGAAGAGCAGUAAACCUCAUGAAGGAAUCAUUGGUAUCAGAUCUCAAAACCAAGGCUCUUUGGCCCAGGGGAAGAAUUUUUUAAUGAGCAAAUUUUCCUCUCUAAAUCAAAAAGUGAGACAGACCAAAUCCAAUGUAAAUAUUGGCAACCUGCGAAAGUUAGGAAACUUUACAAAACCUGAAAUGAAAGUUAAUUUUUUAAAACCAAAUUUAAAAGUCAACCUUUGGAAGUCAGAUAGUAGUCUUGAGACUAUAGAAAACUCAGGAGGGAUGAUGGAUAAGGUCCAGGCAGAGUCUGAUGAAGACAUGUCUUCAGAUGACUCAUACCACUCUGAUGAAUUCCUUACCAAUUCCAAGUCGGAUGAAGACAAGCAGCGAGGUAAUUCUUUAGAGAGUGUAGGGCCGAUCGAUUAUGUUCUUCCCAGUUGUGGUAUUAUUGCUUCAGCACCUCGAUUAGGCAGUCGAUCUCAGUCUAUUAGCAGCACUGAUAUUAGCAUUCAUGCUCCUUCAGAGGUCACUGUUGCUAAAGGAAGUGGGCUUGGAAGAGGCCAGGAGUCUCCUUUGAACAAGAGCCCUUCUGCUGACAACAUACAUGCACUGACUGGCUUUGCUAAGCCUGUGGAUAUUUACUGCCACAGAUUUGUCCAAGAUGCACAAAACAAAAUGACUGAGCUGUCAGAGACCAAGUCUGUGUCUCAGCAAGCUAGUGAGGAAGGAAAUCAAAUGACCAAUCUAGUUUCUAAUGAAGAAACUCAAUCAGAAUCAACAGAACAAACACCUUCUCGGCCAUCUCGUUUAGAUGUGUCUUCUGGGACAGGCCCCCAGUUCCUGUCAGUUGAACCAGUUCACUCAGUUGUAUCUCGAAAGACUCCCAGCUCUGGUCUCAGCAUGGAACUUGAGGCAGGGCGUCAUGUAACUCCUUCCCCUUCUGAGAGCAAUAGCAGCAGAGCAGUCUCUCCCUUCGCAAAGAUUCGCAGCUCCAUGGUCCAGGUUGCUAGUAUUACCCAAGCUGGGUUCACCCAUGGGAUAAACCUGGCAGUAGCCAAAGUUCAGAAGAGUCCUGCAGAACCUGAAGUAGUUAAUGAAGUCCAACAAAAUGAACUUAAAAAUAUGUUUAUACAAUGUCAGACACGAAUAAUCCAGAUUUAGAUUUUAGACACAAAGAACCUUGUGGGUUUUAAAAAUGUUUUCACAUAUUAGGCUAUUUUAACUUGUAUUGUUUGAUUCUAGGGAUCACCAGUUCUGGUUAUUGGGAAGGGUUUUCAAAGGAGGCUGAAUUUGAGUAGAUUUCCAGACUUGAGAGCUAUGACUCUAGGCAGUGUCAUCCUACGUUGUGUAGACCUGAGUAGCAU